CAUGGCUGCAGCCAGCAGAGAAUCUUUUAUCACUAUGGAGACACCCUCACCCACCACGCUGUGGCAUACGCCGGUGCCGUACUUAUUCGGCGCCCUCGCCGCCGUUUCAAGUCUUAUUGCCAUUGCCCUCUUGAUCAUUGCCUGCUCAUAUUGCUGGAACGUUUCUGCAUCUGUAUUGAACGGCCACGCCGGUGCUGCUCGAGCCGCCGACAUGGAGUCUGCUCGUGGCAAGGGCGGAGAUGGCCGGAAUCCGCCGCCACCCACGGUGUUUCAGGACAAGAUGUUGGUAAUAAUGGCGGGAGAAGUUAACCCAAGUUUCAUAGCCACUCCCAUGUCGCUGGGUUUAGAUUGUAGUAAAGUUACGUGCAGCCGUGAAAUGAAGGCCACGGCGGCGGAGCAUGGUGGUGCUGAUCAGUUGCCGAUGGGUCUCACAAGCUCGUUGUUUUCUUUGGGGUAA
Messenger RNA from Cucurbita pepo subsp. pepo (vegetable marrow), 457 nucleotides. RefSeq names its product protein GLUTAMINE DUMPER 5-like. NCBI's taxonomy places the organism in Eukaryota, Viridiplantae, Streptophyta, Magnoliopsida, Cucurbitales, Cucurbitaceae. Gene Ontology annotation, biological process: regulation of amino acid export. The record is from RefSeq and is a predicted model, not a curated record.